Molecule: messenger RNA, 2326 nt
Organism: Papilio xuthus (Asian swallowtail)
Lineage: Eukaryota; Metazoa; Arthropoda; Insecta; Lepidoptera; Papilionidae
Gene: NimB
Product: nimrod B
Exons: 8
Coding region: 142-2211 (689 amino acids)
Source: RefSeq, a predicted model, not a curated record
AAAUCAGUUCGUCUUGGCCACGACAUUAGUGAUAUCACUGUUGAUGCCACACAUAAUAAUGUCAGUGCCACUCCGAAUGCCAAACAGUGCAGAAGUCCAUCCAGUUACAUAAACACCGGUGUGCCUGUACAACAGAACAAGAUGCUGUUUUACGCAUCUGUCGCGCUGUUGGCGUGCUUCGGUGUCUUUAGCGACGCACAGUACGUGAAAACUGUCAAAGGUGGACAUGGAGGAGGUGGCCACCGGUACUACGCCGGCGACAACCUUGUCAAGUACUUCGGAAACCGGACGCAGCAUGGCUACGACAUGACGUCAUCAAUCAACUAUGACGUCGGCGUGUGCUACAUUGAAGUUCCGACUUCUAGUCUAGUGAGGGAUCCAGCUCACGUACCUGCCGGGAAUGGGUCAAGACCAGACCUAAGCCGCAUCAGAUCGUGCUGCAGAGGCUACGUUAGGAAUAUCCACAACUCCAGGCUCUGCGACCCGGUGUGCUCGAAGGAGUGUGUCAACGCACUCUGCACGGCGCCAGAGACUUGCACCUGUUUCCCAGACCACGUGAAGAACGUAGCUGGAUUUUGUAUACCCACGUGUCCUAUCGGCUGUCAGAACGGAUAUUGCUCCGGCGGUGAAUGUCUAUGUAAAGAAGGCUAUAAGCUAGACGUUGAUAGCAAAUAUUGUCUGCCUGAGUGUAAGGAGAACUGUGGUGGCAUUGGGAAUUGUACAGCGCCUAAUACUUGUGAAUGUAAGACCGGCUACCAGUCGACGCCUCAAGGUUCGUGUAAGCCUGCCUGCGACCGAUGCAACGAUGGAGAAUGCGUGGCUCCUAACGAAUGCCACUGCCGUCAGGGCUUUAAGAAGGACGACAAAGGUCAAUGCAUACCACAGUGUGACCAGGGAUGCGGAGCAAAUGGCCGCUGUAUUGCACCCAAUGUUUGUGCAUUUGCAGAAACUGGUUCAUCAACAAUAAGGCCUGGUGUACUAAAUCAACAUGGACAAUAUCCUAACCAACCAGGAUAUCAUCCGGGUCAAUAUCCUGGUCAACCCGGGUAUCCGUACCAACCGGGGUAUAGGCCAGGACAACAACCGAAUCUACCAGAUCAACACAGUGUCCACAAUCCACUGAAUCAUACAGGCAAUCAUCUUAAUCAACCAGGACAACACCCUGGGCAGCCCGAUCAAUAUCCGAACCAACCAGGGUACAGGCCAGGUCAACAACCAACUCAACCAGGAUACCAACAAGGACACGAACCAAACCAACCAGGCUACCAAAUAGGACAACAAACGAAUCAGUCAGCCUUGUAUCCUGAUCAACCAGGUCAAUACCCUAAUCAACCAGGUCAAUAUCCUAAUCAACCAGGUCAAUAUCCUAAUCAACCAGGGCAAUAUCCUAAUCAACCAGGGCAAUAUCCUAAUCAACCAGGGCAAUAUCCAAAUCAACCAGGGCAAUAUCCUAAUCAACCAGGGCAAUAUCCUAAUCAACCAGGUCAAUAUCCUAGUCAGCCAGGUCAACAUCCUAAACAACCUGGUCAAUAUCCCAGUUUGCCAGGUCAACAUCCCAAUCAGCCGGGCCACAAUCCUGAUGAAUCUAAUCAAUAUCCUACUGGAUUAUAUCCCAAUCUACCUGGUCAGCCUGGACAAACAUUAAACCAAACGGACCGUUCGAACCAGCCAGACCAAUAUCCAUAUCAAUCAGGACAACGUCCUAUUCGACCAGAUCAACAUUCAAAUCUGCCCAACAUAAAUGGGUCUCGAGACCACCCAGGCCAGAAUCCAAACCAACCAAACCUAUAUCCGUACCAACCCGGAUAUCACCAGCCUAACCAGUAUCCAAUAAUGCCAGGUCAAUUUCAACCUAGUCCUUAUCCAUACCAACCGGGCCAAUCUCCAAAUCAAAACAUGUACACAUUUUACCCUGGUCAAGAAUACAGACCAUUGUACUCGGAAAGCCAAAAUUCUCCUGACAGCGAUGUCCAGGUUAUGUGCUCCGUGUCGUGCGUCAAUGGAUUUUGUGUUGAAGGGAACAGAUGUGGCUGUAACCGAGGUUAUGUAUUGGACAAAGAAGAUCCAACUGGUACCAGAUGUAUUCCACAUUGUCCCGGCGGCUGCCCUAACGGAGUUUGUUCUGGGCCUAACUUCUGCAUCUGUAACAUGGGCUAUUACAAAGAUCACAGUGUCAAAGGGAAAGCAGUUUGUGUGAAGCGUAUAAGGUAGUCCAGGACUUUGAUACAGAACUACAGAACAGGAACUUUAAAUACAGAAAAAAACUGAAUGAUUUUGUUCUUUAAACAAUAAUAGGUUACUUUUUAAAUAAAAUACAUUCGUAGAA